GCCGGUAGUACGUGUCUAAUUCGUUAUGUAUAAAACUUGUUUGAUAUUAUUUAAGUCUUUGCUUAUUCGAAUACAAUAAUGAACUAUCAAAUUUACUUUCGCUUGCUCGGCUAUGUGUCCACAAUAGCGAUGCACAUCAGCAAUCUAAUUUACAUGCGGCAUACCAUACUAUCGGCUAAUAUCAGCGAAAAAUCCCUGGAUAAUGUCGGAAUAGGCACUUUCAAGAAAAUGGAGUAUCGAUAUUUUACUACUUGGACGGUGGGUCUACAGAUAGGAUAUGCGGCGCUGGGUACACUCUGCGAUCUUCUGGUGCUACUAAAUAAACACAAAAAGAACUAUAGAUUACCUAAAUAUUUGGGUUCGUCGCGGGAAAUUAUGUUCGCUGGUCUGGUAUGGCCGUCUACUUGGGUAGUCUUCACUGUAUUUUGGACUUUAUUCAACUACGACAGAAGCCUGAUAUUCCCGGCUUACUUGGACAAGAUCGUGACGCGUCUGUCUAACCACGUCAUACAUACAAUGAUCGUUCCGGUCGUGGUCUGGGAGGUGAUGUUUCGGCCAAGGAAACCAAAAAGCCACUACAGGAAUAUCGCGCAACUGGCGAUACACAUGUUGGCGUACGUCUUCGUGUUACAUUUCACUUAUCACGAGCACGGCGUCUGGCUGUACCCGAUCUUCAAAGCAGUUCAAGGAACGAUACAUUUUUAUCUGCUCCACUUUUAUGUCGCAGCUAUGUGCUUGAUGUUCUACUGGCUUCAAUGGCGGUUGAACUCUUUGAUCCACGUUGUCGAAGACGUAAAGAAGAUUCACUGAGUUAUAGGAGUGGCUUACUUGGGCAGUGUUACACGAGAGAUCACAAAGCCGCGUGAAAUAUUUCACGCUUUUCUGAUAGCCAAUUUUAUUUUAUACUUAAUUAAAUAUAGAGGGUGUAAUGGAACUGAUCUCGAAGAAUCACACCAGCAAGUAAAAUAAUAUAAACGGAAAAUGGUGUAUGAUUUGGUUUUGUGUACGCAAUGUACGCAAAACAAAAGGCGUACGAGG
Molecule: messenger RNA, 1038 nt
Organism: Bombyx mandarina (wild silkworm)
Lineage: Eukaryota; Metazoa; Arthropoda; Insecta; Lepidoptera; Bombycidae
Product: androgen-dependent TFPI-regulating protein
Cellular component (GO): endomembrane system; membrane
Source: RefSeq, a predicted model, not a curated record